UGACGCGUGUUUCGGUGCGGAGCCUGUGGAGCAGGCGGAUCGGCGGCACUGAACACUGUCGGUAUUUACCUGUCAACACACGGAGCCACCGAACCAGCCGAGCACCGGGGAUUGAUUCUACUUGAGUUUCCAGCAGUAAACAGCGGAAGAGCCAGACUCAUCCUCGCGGUCCCGACAUGGCUCUGACCCGGGCGGAGUGGAGCGGAGAGCGGGGUUUAAAUCUCUCCUCUCGUCCCGUCUGUUGACUGGAAGAAGUGAGCGGAGCAGGAGCCGAGCUGGUGUUUCUCCUAGAUAAAGAAGUUGGUCUCCAUUGUCCGGACAACACAAACCACCCCACACGGGUUUCGACGUGUUUGUUCGUUCGUUUUUUUUUGCCUCCCGGAGUUAGUUUUUCUGAGUGUUUUUCCCGGAGGUGGCGAACUGAAGGCGGCUCACCGAGUCGGCACGGACCGCUGGAGCUGGUCCUGAAAAUGGAGGCUGUGAUCGACAAGGAGUGCAGCGCGCUCGGAGGACUCUUCCAGACGGUCAUCGCAGACAUGAAAAGCAGCUAUCCUAUUUGGGAGGACUUUAUCAGCAAGGCCGGCAAACUGCAGUCGCAGCUCAGAGCGACAGCAGUUGCCGUGGCUGUCUUCCUGGACGCCUUCCAGAAAGUGGCCGACCUCGCUACCAACUCACGAGGUGGAACCAGAGACAUUGGAUCAGCUUUGACCAGGAUGUGUAUGAGACAUCGCAGCAUAGAGGCCAAACUCAAGCAGUUCUCCAUGGGUUUCCUGGAGUGUCUGAUCAACCCUCUACAAGAACAGGUGGAGGAUUGGAAAAGAGGAGUAAAUACUUUGGACAAGGACCACGCCAAAGAAUAUAAAAGAGCUCGGCAGGAAAUUAAGAAGAAAUCUUCGGACACCCUGAAACUUCAGAAGAAAGCCAAGAAAGCUGAUAAUCUAGGUCGAGAUAUCCAGCCCCAGUUGAACAGCGCCAUGCAGGAUGUCAGUGAUAAAUACAUUCUGCUGGAGGAGACGGAGAAACAGGCCCUGAGGAAGGCGCUCAUAGAGGAGAGACAGAGAUUCUGCUGCUUCGUCGCCAUGCUCCGGCCUGUCGUGGAUGAGGAGAUUUCUAUGUUGGGAGAGGUCACCCAUCUCCAGGCCAUCUCUGAUGACCUCAAGGCCCUGACCUCUGACCCACACAAGCUUCCGCCUGCCAGUGAACAGGUGAUCAUGGAUCUGAAGGGCUCAGACUAUGGUUGGUCAUAUCAAACGCCCCCCUCUUCCCCCAGCCACACCAUAUCCAGGAAGUCCAGCAUGUGCAGUAGUCUGAACAGCGUUAACAGUAGUGACUCCAGGGGAUCCAGUGGCUCCCACUCUCAUUCUCCUUCCUCCUCUUCUUCCUCCUCUUCCUCACACCAACUCUUCAACCACCACCACCCCCGCCAUCGGUACCGUAGCUCCACGCUGCCGCAGCCGGCCCCAGCUCGGCUCUCGAGCAUCUCCUCCCACGACUCGGGUUUCAUUUCUUCAUCGCAGGACCAGUACAUGUCGUCCAAAUCAUCCUCGCCUAUGCCAGCUGAAACAAAGGCUUGUCCCAGUUCCAGUUGCUCUGAGGUGUCAGAGACUGGGCAGCUUCACAGUGACUGCAGCGCCCCCUCUUCUCUAGAUGCUGCUACUGCACCUGAGCACACUGACCAGUUGUCCAAUGGCUUUGACCACUACAGUCCGGCCAGUUCCCCCUACCUGCAUAGCAACGGGGGGAGUCUGGGCUCGGGGUCGGCCACCGCCUUCCCGUUCUACCCUCCCUCCUCCUCAUCCUCAUCCUCCACCUCCUCCUCUUGCCCCACUCGCUCAUGGUCCCGUCCCGCCUCAGCCUUGCUGCCAGACUACACUCAAUACUGCACGAUGGGCUCGCCCAUGGUGCCGUCAUCUCAAGUCCCAACCUGGAAGGACUGGGCAAAGCCAGGGCCUUACGACCAGCCCAUGGUCAACACACUAAGGAGGAAGAAAGACAAGGAGACCCCGACUGUCAUCAACAGUAAUGGUAACAUGAACAGCGACGGCUCGACCUCGACCUCAGCACCAGCUCGGGCUGUGCUACAAACACCAAGCUCAUCGGCUUCUGUGGUAGAGAAAAGCAGGACUGUGGCGGCACCUCUCAAGGCUGGUGAAAUCGAGGUCCACGAGGAACUGGCCCUAGUCUUGUCCAGAGGUCUGGAGCUGGACACCCAGAGGUCCAGCAGGGACUCCAUGCAGUGCUCGAGUGGCUACAGCACGCAGACCAACACACCCUGCUGCUCCGAAGACACCAUACCCUCACAAGUGUCAGAUUAUGACUAUUUCUCAAUGGCUGGAGAUCAGGAUCCUGAGCAGCAGCAUUCUGACUUUGACAAGUCCUCCACCAUCCCCAGAAACAGUGACAUCAGUCAGUCCUACCGACGCAUGUUCCAAACCAAACGCCCAGCCUCCACAGCCGGCCUGCCCAGCACACAGGCUCCGUACCCUGGACAGGGGGCCUACCCCGCCGGGCCUUAUCCUCCCACACCUAUCCACACAGGAGCUUAUCCAUCUCACCCAACAGGGCCUUAUCCCCCCACCCCUACAGGCCCAUGUUCAGGUCAGGCGUUUUAUUCCGGAUCCAGCUCCCAUAAUGCCUCUGGCUCCUAUCCUACACCGGGGACUGCCACAAUCCGCCGCACCCCGUCCUCAAAACCUUCCGCCCGCCGCUCAGGCUCUGUCGGGGGGACAGGCCCAAUCCAUAUUCGCACGCCCGUCGUCCCGGUUAAAAUCCCAACGGUGCCUGAUAUGUCUGCAGCAUUUAACGGGAACAGGAAUGCUGAGGAGAGGCGAGGAGGAGGAGAAAUCCCAUACUCUCCCACAUUUACAGGAGGUGAGGAUGUUGACACGUUGCCUGUGAUGUCCUGGAGCGGUCAGGCUACGACCAACCCCCCCACCGUCCCGCUGCCCAACCAGCUGACCCAGCAGCACCUUCAGAGCGAGACUGGAGGAGAGGAGCCGAGGGAAGAGGGGAAGGGAAACAUGCUGGUGGCCAUUCGCAAGGGGGUCAAGCUCAAAAGAGCCCUCACCAAUGAUCGCUCCUCACCGCGCAUCGCAUGAAGACAGCAUCACAAUAUUCAGAAACAUGACCCUGUGUCAUCAUAUUGAGGCUCCCCUUCAUUAUAUUUGUAAAUGAGGUUAAAGGCUUUAAAAAAAAAGUGUUGCUGCUAAAGAUGCAAUGUACAGAAAUGCUAGCUUGAGAAGUCAUCGGCAUCUACUCUACAUUUCUCAGUGUCAAAUUCCGUCUGUGAGAAGCUCUCACUACAGAAUGAGAGGGAAACAUAGAUAUGCAAUCAACAAGUCUCCUAGUUUGGCUUAAGAUGCCACAGAAAAUACAUAAAGCCAGGUUUGUUAAAAUAUAGGUUGUGGAUCACAGGCCCAUUUAAGUUAGCGCCUUAGUUGAACAGUCUGUGUGAAACAAAGAGAAAAGACCUUAUCUCUUACAAACAUCACAAUAAAGGAUUCUGGCCUAAGCAAUAAAAUGGAUUUGCAAAUCCGAGCCAGUAACUGCGUUAUCCCAGUAUAAAACAUGAGGACGUUCCUGUUUAUAGCAAGAAGCACAGAGCAGCGACACCUCACACUAUGUCCAUGUCUCCAAGGGAACAGUAAAGACGCACUUGUGGUCAGUCUCCGAAGACGAGGGUUGGACGAGGACGACGUGUGUCUGCCUCUUCUCAGUGUGAGAAAACUGUCUAAACACCUCCUUGUAGCGGGAGUGCAUUGUACCACAGAGGGAUGAACUAACACUCUAGCUGCAUAGUGUCCUGGCAGAAGAAGCACAGCAGCCACUGCAAGAACAACACAGCGUCAAGAGAGCAAUAUCCAGGUGCACUAGAGGAGUAAUGGCUCCAUUUGGCACCUCCUGGACUGCAGUGGCCGCUCACUUGUUUGAAGAGACCCCUGAUGGCUCUAGGAAGCUGCUGUGUUGUCAAAGCCGUCCUGAACUCACAGUUCAAAUACUAAAACACGUCCACAGAGCUCCACGGGGCGGAGGCGUGAACAACAGAGACAUCUCCUCGAAAAGCAAAGGACGCUGUCGCCACACGCGUGAUGAGUCACUUUCUGUUUUGUAGUUUCUUUUAGUAUUAACAUGAUUUGUAAAUAAUUAUACGAGUGUCCGUGUCGCUGCCUCUCACUCUGUCUCUUUGCCACAUUUCCGCCUGCUCCACUGUGCCAGCUUCAUUCAGUUUCACAUCUAUAGACAUAAAUGUUUAUACGACGAUCAUCAAACCCCAAAUGCCUCAAGAUGCGAAUUGGUUUUCUUUUUCAUUAUAGCCUCCAAUAUGGUUCUCAUUUAAUCUGCAGUAUCUACACGCCGAGCGGUGCGGCUACUCCUCAGUGGUUUGUAGUUAUAUAUUAGUCCUUAUAUAUUAGCCUCUUCUUGUUUUGUAGCAUUUAUCAGCCACACUGCAGCCUGUGCAUUGAUCGCUUAUAACAUUACUAUAUACAUAUAUAGUAUUAAAUGUUUUUAUAGAAGUUGAUGAGGCACAUCAGUUUGUGAGUUCUCAGUGGUAAUCCCACACUGUUUGAAUUCUUCUGUCUGGCUGCUGUCGAACUCUUUCCUCUUUGAAACACAUUUAGCUUGCAUGCAUUUUUUAAUUCAUUCGUUUUCACGUGUCAUAUUUUUUUGUAUUGGUAUCAUAAACUUUUUCUUUCUAGAAGCUCAUACUGAAAUCUGUUGUGUAAUUUAAGAGCCUCAUCGUUAUGGGUGCAUUCAUUUUUUGUAUCUGAACAACAGGAUGUUUCGCCCUCAGACUUAUUCAGUUUUAAGACUAAAAACUGAAAGCGUUUAAUGUCACUGACUUAUCGUCUGUGUUUUCAUUUUUCUUUUCAGUUCAAGCACUGUGAGACCAUGGCUACUAUGACAUGUAUGAAAGUGUAAAUAUUAAUUUAGCUGCACAAGUUAGUCCAGGAGCUCACGCGUUUUUGUAAUUUAUUUUCUUUGUCAGUCUUUAAAUCAUCGUUUCGUCUUUCUCAACCUAUCACUAUUUUUAUACUUGUAUAAAAUAUCAGAGUUAUAGAGUUGCCUCAUCUAUUCAUGCAUGUGUUUUCUGAUUGUAGCAGUGAAAUGUUCGACUGUCCCGCUACAGUUCACUUUAAGUCCCUUAUUUCACACCAACUCAUGCAUAGAGAGUAUUUGAAUAAUAACAGAAAUGCUUCAAGAAAGUGUAUUUUUUUUUUGUGAGCUGCAGGUUCUCAGAGAAAAGAAAAGUCUGGGUUCUGCAGUGGAGACAUUUAAAUCAGUAUUAUGAGAGCAGAUUUCUGGACGAUGCAGGGAUGCAGUUUCUAUUAAAGUUUGUUUUGAAAGACAUGCAGAGCCACCUUGAGGAUGGUUACAAUUUAGCAUGUUUGCACCUCAGUUGUGAAAAUGACAUUGAACACUUAAUCUGUUUGGCAUCUUAUUAGAUUUUAACAAAUGGUACAGUGCCCACAGUGUCUGGCCACUCUGGCCUUGUAGGACCCGAGUCUCCCAGAGACAUCGCAGCAAGAAAAUCCACUUUGUUUAUAGUAUUUUCAACAUGUCCCAUGCGUUUAGUGUAUUAUUGUAUAUUAUAGAGAGGUUAAAUAGGAAAGGAGGGGGGCGAAAUAAUAGGGGAUUACAUCACAAAGCACAUUUGGCAUUGAACAUACCCCCUGUGGAAAGGUGACGUCAAUGCUUUGGGAAACCCAGCAUUCAGUUCUCGAUAUUGUUGAUGAUGUUAAUAAUCUAGUUUUUUUCUUUUUUUUUUUUUUUCUGGCCGUCCACUUGUCUGAAACUUGUAUUGUCAUCAUGUAAUUUUUCGUAUUUAAAUUGCUAGCAUAAAUAUAUAUAUAUAUUAUAUCAGAGCUGCCAAAUGUCACUAUAUCCUAUGAAUGAGAAAUUAAUAGUUUGUGAGGGUUUGAACUUUCAGUUUAACCUGGUUUAUAGUUUUUAUCUUAUUGCUCCCCCCCCCCCACCCCCACCCCGAGGAGAGUUGAACUCUCUCUCUCUCUCUUUCUCCUCCCAUGUACAGUUCAACAGGCUAUGAUGCAGUUUGUUUCAGGAAGUAAAAAGGUUGUUAUUUGUUUUUUGUGUAAUGACAGCUUUAGCAUUAUAAUAAAAAUAUACAUCAAUUUUA
Molecule: messenger RNA, 6136 nt
Organism: Pleuronectes platessa (European plaice)
Lineage: Eukaryota; Metazoa; Chordata; Actinopteri; Pleuronectiformes; Pleuronectidae
Product: protein MTSS 1
Exons: 17
Coding region: 471-3098 (875 amino acids)
Biological process (GO): plasma membrane organization; adherens junction maintenance; positive regulation of actin filament bundle assembly
Cellular component (GO): actin cytoskeleton; cytoplasmic side of plasma membrane
Molecular function (GO): phospholipid binding; actin binding
Source: RefSeq, a predicted model, not a curated record